This is a messenger RNA of Mesocricetus auratus (golden hamster), 498 nucleotides long. RefSeq names its product 40S ribosomal protein S17-like. The coding region runs from base 175 to 483 and encodes 102 amino acids. Gene Ontology annotation, biological process: translation. Gene Ontology annotation, molecular function: structural constituent of ribosome. The transcript has a single exon. NCBI's taxonomy places the organism in Eukaryota, Metazoa, Chordata, Mammalia, Rodentia, Cricetidae. The record is from RefSeq and is a predicted model, not a curated record. Gene Ontology annotation, cellular component: ribosome.
CUUUUUUUUUUCAAGGUUAUUUCCAGGUUUAUUGAAAAUAUGACACAACAGGCUCAAACGGCUCCACGUGGUGUUUUGAAAUUCAUCCCAACUGUAGGCUGAGUGACCUGCAGGUUGGAGAGACUGCCGAAGUCCAGAAGCUUCAGCAUUUCCUUGGUGUCAGGAUCGACCUCAAUGAUCUCCUGGUCUAGGGCUGGACCCGUCAACAUGGGCCGCGUGCGCACCAAGACCGUGAAGAAGGCGGCCCGGGUCAUCAUCGAGAAGUACUACACGCGCCUGGGCAAUGACUUCCACACCAACAAGCGCGUGUGCGAGGAGAUCGCCAUCAUCCCCAGCAAGAAGCUCCGCAACAAGAUAGCCGGCUAUGUCACGCAUCUCAUGAAGAGGAUUCAGAGAGGCCCCGUGAGAGGCAUCUCGAUCAAGUUGCAGGAGGAAGAGAGAGAGCGGAGAGACAAUUAUGUGCCUGAGGUCUCAGCCACAUGAAUCCUUAAUCAAGAA